Molecule: messenger RNA, 3519 nt
Organism: Schistosoma mattheei
Lineage: Eukaryota; Metazoa; Platyhelminthes; Trematoda; Strigeidida; Schistosomatidae
Source: the annotation of a GenBank genome assembly
CCCUGUUAUCAAUUUCUGUAGAAAGUUUAAUUUAUCUUAUUCACAUUUUCUGCCCUUAUCAUUGAAUAAUUUCUAUACAAUAUGUGUUUAUGCAUAAGUAAAGAAUAAAAUUUGGGUAAUAUAUUAACAGGUGAUUCAGUUACAUAACUUUCAUUAAUGUACAGUAUAAUUAAGCAUUAUCUAAUAAUGAAUUGUGAAUAACUAAUUCAUUUAUUACAUAACAUGAUCAUUGAAGUCAAUGACACUAUAAAUAUCUGAACCGUAAAAACAACACUAAGAUAAUUGUUCUAAUUCACUUAUAGGUACAUGUAUAUCAUAUUUUUCCCAUAUAAUAUCACAUUUAUCUAACUGAUUCAAUGAUAACUAAAUCUAUUUCUAUUUUAUACAUUCUAUUCAUUUAUUUAGUUCAAUUAAACAAUAAUGAACAGAUCAGUAGUAAAUCAAUCAACAAUUAAACAAUAAUAUAUAUAAUAGAACAAAACAAUCAUUUAAUAAUGAGAAUGAUGUCACCCUAAAAAUGGAUUGAAAUUAAAUAAAUGUAAUCAAAAUAUUCAUGAAGAUAAUUGUACUAAAUUAAAUUUGAAUAAGUCGGUGAAUAAUGUACCAGGUGGAAGACCAGCACUGACAGAGGUAGUUGGAGCUGAAGGAGAUGUGAGUGGAGACGCGUCGACAGGCACCCAUUCUGUCAGUCACAUGGAUCGUGUCGAUUCCGGAGGGGAGAAUGUUCUCGGAACACAGGUACCAGGUGGAAGACCAGCACUGACAGAGGUAGUUGGAGCUGAAGGAGAUGUGAGUGGAGACGCGUCGACAGGCACCCAUUCUGUCAGUCACAUGGAUCGUGUCGAUUCCGGAGGGGAGAAUGUUCUCGGAACACAGGUGUCAAGUGAACAACCAGCAUCGACGAGUGAACGUCAGACCGGAGACAAUGAGACCAGAGACACUUCAGGAGACUCUCACUCCAUCAGUCACAUGGGUGUUGGUGUUGGUGUCGGUGCCAGUGAGGAGAAUCUUCUCGACACACAGGUGUCAAGUGAACAACCAGCAUCGACGAGUGAACGUCAGACCGGAGACAAUGAGACCAGAGACACUUCAGGAGACUCUCACUCCAUCAGUCACAUGGGUGUUGGUGUUGGUGUCGGUGCCAGUGAGGAGAAUCUUCUCGACACACAGGUGUCAAGUGAACAACCAGCAUCGACGAGUGAACGUCAGACCGGAGACAAUGAGACCAGAGACACUUCAGGAGACUCUCACUCCAUCAGUCACAUGGGUGUUGGUGUUGGUGUCGGUGCCAGUGAGGAGAAUCUUCUCGACACACAGGUGUCAAGUGAACAACCAGCAUCGACGAGUGAACGUCAGACCGGAGACAAUGAGACCAGAGACACUUCAGGAGACUCUCACUCCAUCAGUCACAUGGGUGUUGGUGUUGGUGUCGGUGCCAGUGAGGAGAAUCUUCUCGACACACAGGUGUCAAGUGAACAACCAGCAUCGACGAGUGAACGUCAGACCGGAGACAAUGAGACCAGAGACACUUCAGGAGACUCUCACUCCAUCAGUCACAUGGGUGUUGGUGUUGGUGUCGGUGCCAGUGAGGAGAAUCUUCUCGACACACAGGUGUCAAGUGAACAACCAGCAUCGACGAGUGAACGUCAGACCGGAGACAAUGAGACCAGAGACACUUCAGGAGACUCUCACUCCAUCAGUCACAUGGGUGUUGGUGUUGGUGUCGGUGCCAGUGAGGAGAAUCUUCUCGACACACAGGUGUCAAGUGAACAACCAGCAUCGACGAGUGAACGUCAGACCGGAGACAAUGAGACCAGAGACACUUCAGGAGACUCUCACUCCAUCAGUCACAUGGGUGUUGGUGUUGGUGUCGGUGCCAGUGAGGAGAAUCUUCUCGACACACAGGUGUCAAGUGAACAACCAGCAUCGACGAGUGAACGUCAGACCGGAGACAAUGAGACCAGAGACACUUCAGGAGACUCUCACUCCAUCAGUCACAUGGGUGUUGGUGUUGGUGUCGGUGCCAGUGAGGAGAAUCUUCUCGACACACAGAUGUAUAAACCAACGGAUCAAAUGGAUCAGACAUCUGAUGACUUGUACGUGGGACUGGUUGAACAUAAAGUAGAAAAACAGUCUCAUAAUAGAAAUGCAACGUAUAUAACAUUUGAAGAAGUCUCAGGAACCUAUCGAAUGAAUAGAAGAGCUGAUUAUAAUUAUACCAUAAAUUCUCCAUUCGACGAAGUCAUAGUCCAUAUUGGACAGAAAGGAGACAUUGGACCACAGGGUCCAGCUGGUCCAGUGGGCUCUACGGGUUAUUGUCCAGAAACAAUAUGUCCAUCAAUUGAUAUGAGUUCACUGAAAGGUGUUCAAGGUGAGACUGGAUCAAGUGAAUGGUGUAAUAGAUCAUGUAAAACUAUUGAUGGAAUUAUUGGAUUAAAAGGAAUAAAGGGUCUAAAAGGUGAUAUGGGAGAUACUCUGAUAUUAUCAUUUUCAAAAGCCUUACAACUAAUUAAAUACACUAUAAACAUUACAUCAUCAAAUUAUCUUCCCAAAGGUCAAAAAGGAGACAAAGGUGAAGUGAUUCAGAGAAAAUUCAUUCAGAGAAGAAUAUCUUCACAGAAUAAUAGAAAUUUUCAUCGACGCAAACGGGGACAACAACAAGAUUAUGAUCAUUUAACUUCUCGAAUUCAUCCUUUACAAGAAAUUAGGAAACAUUAUCUUAUUCACUGGAUCAAAUUUCGCAAAUUUAGAAAAACAAAAAUUUUAGGUGUUAAAAUACUUCAUAAUCCUAAUGAAUUCAAAACUAUUGGUUCAAUUCUACCAGUUGGUGCAUUAGUUGUUACUGAAUUCUUCAAUUAUGAAGUAUUAUCAUUUGCAAAUGAUAAUCAAUCAUCUAAAUGGAAUUUAAAUAAAAAUUUUCAAUUGGAUCAACUUAGUUCAUUGGGUUUAUUUAUGAAAAUUGAAAAUAUUCAUAAUACAUGGAAAAGAAUACAUGUUAAAUUCGGACAAGAAGUAACAUUUGGUCAACAUGAUUCUAAUUUACAAAUCUACAACAGUUCAUCUUCCAAAGAACCUUCAUCUAAAACUUAUACCCCCAGAUAUAGAGAAAAAAUAGUAUUUGCAUUUCAUCCUGUUCCUUUGACUGGAGGAUCAUUUUCAGGAUGGCAUGGAGCCAAUACGAAGUGUCAUGAAACUGCUCUUCAUCAUCUUGGAAUACCUGGUUUUAAAGUACUUCUUGUAGACAGAAAUUUUCCAAUAGAACGUCUUAUCAAAUGGCAAUAUCAACAUGUACCUAUUAUAAAUCUAGGUAGUCAAAUUGUAUUUUCGAAAUGGAGAGAUUUCCUAUACGGUAUUCGUUCGAAUAUAACGUACCACUGUACGACUUAUAUGGUAUGCCUGAUUUACAAGUUCAUUCUAAGAACUUCUGGCUUGGAGGUGGUAUUACUUUUGGAUGUGAUGGAUGGACAACAAAUUCAUCAACAAAAUUUGGUCUUACAUGGUCAUUUGAUCAUAGAAUAG